UCUCCAUUGUGCAUCUAGUGCGCUUUGUAUGCUUAUUAAAGCCCAUGCCUUGUAGCUCAUGUAGUGACCUUAUUUAGGGAAUACGGGAGCAUUUCGGACUCAGCCUGGGUUAGGCGCUCCAGCCGUGGCUCCAAGUCCUGAAGCGAGUAAUCAGUAGUGCUAUUACAGUAACGACAAGCUGGUGAUCCAGGUGUGUGCUCGAGUUUGUGUGGUGGAUUUCAAAAACCAUGAGUCGCUUUUUGAAUUUGCUAAGGACCUGGCUUGUCAUGGUGUCCGUGAUCGCACUGGGCAACACUGUACAGAGUUUUCGUGACCACAGCUUUCUGUCUGAAAAACUUUACACUGGCGCACCAGAUUUUGUAAAUGGUCUUCAAGCAAGGACCUUUGGAAUAUGGACCUUACUGUCAUCCAUCAUUCGCUGUGCCUGUGCCAUGGACAUUAAGAAUAGGACGCUUUAUCAUGUCACAUUGUGGACAUUUGUUCUCGCUCUUGGACACUUCCUGUCCGAAGCCUUCAUGUACAAAACAGCUCAACUAACUAUUGGAGUUAUGGCUCCUCUUUUUGUUGCAAGUUGUUCUAUUGUGGGCAUGUUAAUUGGGUUCCAGUGUAUCAAAGAACCGGAGGAAGGAACUGGAGCACGGCAGAAAAAAAAGAUCUGAAUCUAGACCCCAGUGACUCAUUAUGGUUUAGUAUCACUCACACUCAGGAGAACACUGGAUGGGUUUAUCAUUGCUGACCUGAACAACCCAUAAGACCUGCUGUUUUGGAGGUUCUCUGAUCCAGUCAUCUAGCCAUCAUAACUAGUCUCUUGUCAAAGUCAUUCUUACAACUUCUUACACUUGCCCGUGUUUAUGCUAAAAAUACAUCAACUUUGAGAAGUGUUCACCUGCUGCCUAAUAUAUCCCACACCUGAACAUUUUUGCAUGUCCAUGGAUUUGUUGGGGUUUGCCCUCUGUAUUGAUGGCUUGCCUUAUUACACACCUCGCCAUGAAAAAAUAUUUUUAAAGAUUGCAAUUAUUUGAUAACUCUUUAACAGGGCCUGAAGUAGUGGAAAACCCCUGGAACGAGUACGUGAUCUUCUGGAUUUUUUUUUAUUUUAUUUGGUCUCUCAUAGUUGAGGUAUACCUAUGAUGAAAAUUAUGUCUUUUUAAGUGGGAGAACUUAUUAUUGAUUGAAUUAAAAGCUGACUAAAUACUUUUUUGCUGUA
This is a messenger RNA of Clarias gariepinus (North African catfish), 1207 nucleotides long. It is a transcript of the gene erg28, whose product is annotated as ergosterol biosynthesis 28 homolog. The transcript has 5 exons. The record is from RefSeq and is a predicted model, not a curated record. Gene Ontology annotation, molecular function: protein-macromolecule adaptor activity. Bases 228 to 659 code for a protein of 143 amino acids. NCBI's taxonomy places the organism in Eukaryota, Metazoa, Chordata, Actinopteri, Siluriformes, Clariidae. Gene Ontology annotation, cellular component: membrane; endoplasmic reticulum.